AUGGAUAGCGCGGAUUCGGCUUCGCCGAGGUGCCACGCUCAGCAUCAACAGAAGGAUGCCGGAGAACUCAAGGACCAGAAUAGCACCAGCAAGAUGCAGUCCAGUGCUACUGAGCUUCCUCCAUGCUCCUUGAAGCGUGAGGUCCAAGUCCUUGAAAAGCGACUAAAUGAUCAAUUCGUCAUGCACCGUGCUCUUGAGAAAGCACUAGGUUACAAGCCUUGUACUAUUCAUGCAUCAAGCGAGAACUGCAUUCCAAAGCCGACUGAGGAGCUAAUAAAGGAGAUUGCAGUACUCGAGCUAGAGGUCAUAUGCUUGGAGCAACAUCUCCUAACACUAUACAGAAAGGCUUUUGAACAACAAUUUUCCCCUGUGAAUUCUGCUUGUGAUGUCGAAAGUAACAAGCAGCCAGCUAGGUCUUUUUCAGGCAUACUAUCUGAAGCUUCAGAGCUCAACUUCUCCACCCCAAGGAAGCACCAACUAAUCCAGUCCAGUCGAAUGGUCAUGGCACGCAAGUCCACACCUACAGCUUCUACGAGCGAGACUAGCAAUGAAAAGAUCAAUAUUGGACGCAGCCAUUCCUCGCUCCUGCACCGUUCAGUUAGGGUAUCUCCGUCAGCAAACAACCUUGCUAGAGCUCUGAAACCAUGCCAUACUUCACCUCUAUCUUUUGUUGAGGAAGGAAAGUGCAUGGAUCCUGGCAUUGUAAGUUUGGCAGACAUCUUGGGGACCAGGGUUGCAGACCAUGUUCCUCAAACGCCUAACAAGAUAUCUGAGGACAUGAUCAAAUCCAUUGCGGCCAUAUACUUAAGGCUGAGAGACGUCCCUGCCGUGCAGCAUGCCUUCUUCCCCUCACCGUGCUCAUCCUUUUCUUCAGCAAGUGGACUAUCUUCUAAGUAUACUGCAGAUAUAUGGAGCCCCAGGUGCAGGAAAGAGAGCUUCAUCGAGGCGUGGCAGGACAACGAACUAGGCAAUGGUGAAUCAAGGGAGCUUGGGCUGCAAUAUGAUUCUGUGAUAGAGGUGUCUGCUCUUUGCAAGGGUGAUCAGAGGUCUGCUGACGUUAAGGAUAUGUUGCGCAAAUAUAUGUCACUUGUACAGCUUCUAGAAAGUGUUGAUCUCAGUGGAAUGAAAAACGAAGAGAAGCUUGCUUUCUGGAUCAAUGUGCAUAAUGCGAUGAUGAUGCAUGCCCAUAUCGAGUACGGGAUUCCACAGAGUAACAGCAAAAGGAUACUGCUUACCAAGGUAUCCUACAUCAUUAGUGGCCAAAGAGUAAACGCGGAGCUGAUAGAGUACCAGAUCCUGUGCUGCCGAGCACACUCUUCUGGACAGUGGCUUCGGCUGCUGCUCUACCCGAAAUGGAAGUCCAGCAGGGACAAGGACGAGCUGCAAGGCUUCGCCGUGGACCGCCCCGAGCCGCUGGUGCACUUCGCACUGUCCUCCGGUAGCUACUCGGACCCAGUGGUGCGGCUGUACAGCCCGAAGAGGCUGUUCCAGCAGCUGGAGGCGGCGAAGGAGGAGUACAUCCGCGCCAACGUGGGCGUCCGCGGGCGGGGUCUGCACAAGAUCAUCCUCCCCAAGGCCCUGGAGCUGUACGCGCGGGACGCCGGGCUGGGCGCGCAGGAGGUGGUGGCCGCGGUCGAGUGCCACCUGCCCGAGGGCCUCCGGGACGCCGUGCGCCGGAGCCAGCAGCAGGCCGGGCGGGCGCGCGGCAGGGGCGGCGGCGGCGGCGGGGGCGGCGUGGAGUGGAAGCCCCACAACCUCGCGUUCCGGUACCUGCUGGCCAAGGAGCUCGUCGGCGGGUCCCCCACGUGCAGCCGGCCGCUCGAGAAAGGCGGCCCCGUCAGUGCGCCGCUGCGUGCUGAUCUGUGA
This is a messenger RNA of Miscanthus lutarioriparius, 1866 nucleotides long. The record is from the annotation of a GenBank genome assembly. NCBI's taxonomy places the organism in Eukaryota, Viridiplantae, Streptophyta, Magnoliopsida, Poales, Poaceae.